CGCCUCCGCAGCCGCCACGGGGACUGGGAAACCCAGUAAAGCCGGCACACGGAGCUGGGCUGUCCCCCGUGCCGCCUGAUUCCAGGCUCGCACGCGUGUUGCCGGGCAACAGCACCCCCAGUCGCCCCUCUGGGGGAGACGCGUAUGUCGGCUGGUCAACCCCUGGGAAAUAAGGGUAAAAAGGCAACAAUGAUUCCGGUAUUCUAUACAGGCCGAGCUGCGGACACCUAAGAUAACGCAAUAUUUGCGCAGGGUGGGGCGGGGCUCCGUAAGGACCUCAUCCUGAAGUGAUCACCUGGGAAGCGGAAGCGGUGGGGAAAGAAGCGGCGGUCUACGGCGUUAAAGGUUCCGGUGGGUGUCUGAUCUUUUCUCGAAUGAGACUGAGGACCAGAGAGAGAAUGUGACUUCCCAAAGUCACAGAGUAUUUGGUAGAGCUGGACAAGAACCUGAGCCUGUAACUGAAGAGACCAGAGAUCAUUCAGUUACAAUCUUGGGAAACAGCCCUAAGUUCUUUGCAAAUUAUCUUGUGGAGGAAAAUGCCUAAAGUCAAAAGAAGCCGGAAAGCUCCCCCAGAUGGCUGGGAGUUGAUCGAACCAACACUGGAUGAGUUAGAUCAAAAGAUGAGAGAAGCUGAAACAGAACCUCAUGAGGGAAAGAGGAAAGUGGAAUCUCUGUGGCCUAUCUUCAGGAUCCACCACCAGAAGACGCGCUAUAUCUUUGACCUCUUCUACAAGCGGAAAGCCAUAAGCAGAGAACUGUAUGAAUACUGUAUUAAAGAAGGCUAUGCAGAUAAAAACCUGAUUGCAAAAUGGAAAAAGCAGGGGUAUGAGAACUUGUGCUGCCUGCGGUGCAUUCAGACACGGGACACCAAUUUUGGGACAAACUGCAUUUGCCGGGUCCCCAAAAGCAAGCUGGAAGUGGGCCGGAUCAUCGAGUGCACGCACUGUGGCUGCCGGGGCUGCUCUGGCUGAGGCCCUGGAGCCCUGACCCCUCUCCACCCAGGACUUUGGACUAUCACAGGUUUCUGCCUGUCGUGCCACCCCUUUCCUGAGAGCAGCUCUUCUGGUAGAGCAGUGCCCCAGGCCCAAGUUGGAGCAUGGUCUCUAUGUGUGAAGGCAUUGUUGUUCAUUAGCUGUAAUUUGUAGAAAUAAAACUUUUAACCUUG
Artibeus jamaicensis (Jamaican fruit-eating bat) is the source of this 1165-nucleotide messenger RNA. It is a transcript of the gene BUD31, whose product is annotated as BUD31 homolog. The record is from RefSeq and is a predicted model, not a curated record. Bases 537 to 971 code for a protein of 144 amino acids. Gene Ontology annotation, biological process: mRNA splicing, via spliceosome. NCBI's taxonomy places the organism in Eukaryota, Metazoa, Chordata, Mammalia, Chiroptera, Phyllostomidae. The transcript has 6 exons. Gene Ontology annotation, cellular component: nucleus; spliceosomal complex.